GGUUAUUGUGUGUAUAACAGGACCACCCCCCCUUUCCUCUCCUAUUAUUCCAUGCCUUUUUCCUUACUCUAAAAAGUCCUAUAAACCCCACAUGAACACUCUGUCCAAAUCCCUCUUCCACAUUUUCCUUUUCAUCAAUCUUACUUCAAACUUUCUUUAUCAAUUAUCAUCCAUAUUCCAAACUCACUUAUGGCUUUCAUUUUCUUGUUAGUGAUCCUUUUCAAGUGAAAGUUUAUAGUAUUAAUCAUAAUUGUAUUGUAGCAAAUGGGGGAAAGUAAUUUUCUCUUGGAAUUGGUGUUUAAUUUCAACUUGUUAUGUAAAGAAAUAUUUGAUUUUUUCUCAGUUGUUUCUUCAAAUCCUCUGUUUUCAUGCAUUGUUUCAUUAUGGACUUUGGUUCUUAUUUAUUUGCCUUAUUCAUUCUUCAAAAUAGUUUUCUCACCAGUUUUGAUUCUCACUGGGAUUCUGUUGGUUAUAAUACUUCGCUUUGGUUCUAUUCAGAGAUUUAACAGUGAAGCAAAGGGAAAUUUGGGAGAAUCAGAAUCUGUUACUAAUGAAGAAAACCGAGAUGAGAAACAGGGGAAAACAGGGGAACAAGUGGAAAUUGAUUCUCUCGACCAAAUUUUCAAGUCGGUCUCAAGAAAUUCUGAAGAAAAGUUGAAAUCUGAAAUGGGUUUUGAAUCAAACUCGUUUCUUGAUGAGUCUUUCGUUGAAUGGAACGUGAAAGCGCCAUUGGAGGUUAUAUAUGAAGGUGAAGAAACAGAGGAUGUUCAUGUUUCUAAUGAGAAUUGUGUUUCAGGAAUUUUGAGGCACUCUUCUUUAUCACGUUAUUAUCCUGAAUCAGACUCGGAUAGUUCAUCGGAGAAUGAGUUUCCGGCAAUGGAGAAUUGGGACUCGCCGGAAAACAUGUGUUAUAGGUGGGAUGAAGAAGACAGAGAAGGGUUAAUUGAGAUAGCUCUUGAUGGUUGUAAGAAGAAAGUGUUGGGAUUUCAGUUUGAGGAAGAGAAUAUGAUCGAAAUCGACAUUUCUCCGACGAAGCGGAGGGAGUUUUCCGGCGAUGAGGAGCUGUUUUCUGGUGAGAUUAGUUGUAACUAAUGUGAGGUUUAAGAAAGAUUAACAUAGUAGUGUAUUAUUAUCAUGUGAUUUGUUUGGGGAUAAGUGAAUAGGUUUAGAGAUUUGGAAUUGUAUUGGGUUUUGUCAUGGUAUGCCUCUUUUGGAUGUGGUAUCUUUGAGGUAUUCUAUCUAUCUAAGCUUCAAGUGCAAUUAAUCAACCUAAUUUUACA
Trifolium pratense (red clover) is the source of this 1280-nucleotide messenger RNA. RefSeq lists its product as uncharacterized. The coding region runs from base 265 to 1092 and encodes 275 amino acids. The transcript has a single exon. The record is from RefSeq and is a predicted model, not a curated record. NCBI's taxonomy places the organism in Eukaryota, Viridiplantae, Streptophyta, Magnoliopsida, Fabales, Fabaceae.